Messenger RNA from Mizuhopecten yessoensis (Yesso scallop), 1527 nucleotides. RefSeq names its product solute carrier family 43 member 3-like. The transcript has 3 exons. The record is from RefSeq and is a predicted model, not a curated record. Bases 66 to 452 code for a protein of 128 amino acids. Lineage: Eukaryota; Metazoa; Mollusca; Bivalvia; Pectinida; Pectinidae.
UAGACGCUUGUUUGAUAUUUUUUCGUUAUUGUCGUGGAUGUUUGUGGUGUUUAACUCCAGGUAUCAUGAGGACAGUGAUCCCCCUUGCAGUGACGUCAUGUUUGACGAUUCUGUUGUCUGCCCUAGCAUUUAUAUCCACACCGACAGCGUUGUAUGUCGACUUCGUCGUGCUGACCUUUCUCCGAUCUUUCGUCUAUAGCAUUCACGUACAGUACAUCAGAAUCGCAUUUCCCAUGAAAUACAUAAGCAUGGUAUACGGAAUGGCUGUUUCUAUUUCUGGGAUUUUGACCAUGAUUCAGUAUGGCCUGUUUGCUUGGACGGAGGAAUAUGUUGGGGCAAUGACACACGUGAACGUAUUCCUGUUGUGUGCGUCAUGUAUCUCCUUGUUCCAUCCCAUCCUUGUCUUCUUCAGCUACAGACGAAGUAGAUACACUUACAUUAUUAAAGGAUGAAUGCGGAGUCUAUUGAUUGAAGGAUGAGUUAAAUAAUUGAAUGACGAGUCAAAUUAUUGAAGAAGGAGAGUUAAAUGGUUGAAGGAGGAGUCAAAUGACUGAAGGAGGAGUCAAACGAUUUAAGGAGGAGUAAAAUAAUUAAAUGGUGUCAAAUGGCUGAAGGAGGAGUCAAAGGAGGAGUCAAAUGAGGAGUCAAAUGAUUGAAGGAAGGGUCAAAUGAUUUAAGGUGGAGUAACAUUAUCCAAGUAGGAGAUUAUUUUGUGCUAUUGAUGAGGCGAUGAUAGCCUAUAAUGGGAGCCUUAGCUUUAAGCAAUAUAUAUCAGCUAAACCUGUUAAAUUUGGAAGCAAGGUAUUGGAAAAUAGCAAAGUACGUAUGUCGUUGGCUAGUGGCGACAACCGGCCACAUUCGAAAUAUAAAACAACUGAAGGCGAGGCGAGUUUGUCUCAGCGGCAGGCAGCGAGGCAGACCCUUGACUCAGCGACUAUCGGCAGGUAUGCAGUGAAACCCCACUUACUCGAACUCGCAUUACUCGAAAAAACCUGUUCCCCGAAGAGUUUGCUUUGUCCCGACCAUGUUCUUAUGUAUUCUAUGUUAAUUAACCUUGGAUUACUCGAACUGACAUUGCGUUUAUACAGGUGUCAGCCGGAUGUCAGAUAACUAGAGGAUUUACGGCAGUAUCAUUAAGUAACUGUACCGUUACCUUGUUGUAGAUGCAUUAUCAUUGUGUGUACAUUAUUAUUAUUUCCCUGCGAUCUUUGGCAUCGAUGUUUCAGCGGAUUCCCGACCACCUUGAACGAUAUUCAUUCCUGAAUACGUGGAGAUAGUUCUUUUGUUAGAAAUCAACAUUAUAAAAACAGGGAUUCAAGAUCUCAUAAUUUUGAAAUGAUCGAAGUGUUCCUCUCGUUUUCAAAUUUGUCUAAUUAACGUAGCCGAAUACAGUAUGGCAUACUUUGUCUAAACGACAAGUACGUGUCACAUUACUACUGCUUCUUCAUUUUACUUCAUUCCUAAAUACCGAUGCCUAUAUGUUUUCAGUUUUGAGCAAUUUUAUAUCUUAUUAAAUGUUGUCAUCUU